Messenger RNA from Toxorhynchites rutilus septentrionalis, 1486 nucleotides. RefSeq lists its product as uncharacterized. Gene Ontology annotation, cellular component: cytosol. The coding region runs from base 57 to 1163 and encodes 368 amino acids. Gene Ontology annotation, molecular function: L-galactose dehydrogenase activity. Lineage: Eukaryota; Metazoa; Arthropoda; Insecta; Diptera; Culicidae. The record is from RefSeq and is a predicted model, not a curated record. The transcript is spliced from 4 exons.
UGUUGUUGCCAGUACUGUAAUCAUGUGAACAGCCUCAACAUUGAUAACGACUUUCUAUGCUUCAAUCAGUGAGUGGUGAGAUCAGUUUGCUCGUGGAAAUGAAGCAGUUACCAGCUACAUUCGUGGAGGGCUUUCACGAUGAGGACUGUGUUAGAAGAAUGCAGUAUACACAAUUUGGUCGAACCGGCUUAAAAGUGUCCAAAGUUUCGCUUGGAACUGGUACGUUGAGUAAACUUUACGGUGAUUUGGGAGAAACCGAUGGAACCAAAGCGGUACGACUUGCACUGAAGAGAGGUAUCAAUUACAUAGACACGGCUCCUUUCUACGGUCAAGGUCGUUCGGAAGAGAUUUUAGGCCAAGCGCUUAGAAAUGUGCCCCGCCAAGCUUAUUAUAUUGCCACAAAAGUCGGUCGCUACGAAAAAGAGUACGAUACAAUGUUUGAUUUUAGCGCAGAGAAGACACGCGAAAGUGUUGAGAGGAGUUUACGAAUAAUCGGUGUUGAUUAUAUAGAUGUUGUUCAAAUUCACGAUGUGGAGUUUGCCGCCGAUUUGAAUAUCAUAUGGAAUGAAACACUGCCAGCUCUCGAGGAACUACGCAGGGAAGGAAAGCUCAAGUACAUCGGAGUAUCUGCCUAUCCACUGAAUGUUCUAAAAACCGUUAUUUCUGGAGCGCCGGGACGUUUUGAUACGAUACUUUCAUACUGCCGAAAUACGCUCUUCGAUGAAACGCUGGUGCAAUAUUUGCCGUUUUUUGAGGCAAACAAUUUAGCCGUAAUUUGUGCAUCCGGUCAUGGUAUGGGUUUACUGACCAAUGCUGGUCCGCAAGUAUGGCAUCCUGCAAACGACCAAACGAAGCGAGUUUGCCGAGAAGCGAGUGAAUUUUGUGAGAAGCACAAUGUAGAAUUAGGAAAAUUAGCUAUGUAUCAUUUCAUUCAACUGAGCGGUCCAGCCACAUUUUUGAGUGGAAUGCAAUCGGAAGCUCUUGUUCAAAUGAAUCUAGAUGCGUUUUACAAUGGUUUGAAUGAGAACGAGCACAGCGUUUUGUCUUAUCUCAAUGAAAGCAUAUUUCCAAAGAUAAAAAAUCAACAUUGGGAAGAUAUUGAGGUACAAAAAUACUGGAGUGUUCUAAAUUCGCUACAAAGCGCUGCGAGUGCUACAACGUGAAUUUAUGUCAAUCAUUUAUGACAACGAUUCGGGGAGUAAUAAAGAUCCAAUAAAUAUAAGCAGAAAAACAAAAGUUUGUCUGAAUACAAAAUAAGUACCGAAUAUGAAAGCCCGCACGUCAGUAAGUAUUGUGAACAGUUCCCACUAAUACGGAAGCUAUCCGUACAAUCGAACUGAAGUGCUUCGACAACAUUCGGACUAUGAUCCGGUUGCUGUACUGAAUAAGGAGGACGCAUUGUUGUGUUAUACAGCUGCAGCAUAGAUUAAGGAAUGGGACUUUUUGUACCAUUGCACAAUGGAGAUGUAUUUGAGUGGAAAUUAGC